Molecule: messenger RNA, 2751 nt
Organism: Fukomys damarensis (Damara mole-rat)
Lineage: Eukaryota; Metazoa; Chordata; Mammalia; Rodentia; Bathyergidae
Gene: Mest
Product: mesoderm specific transcript
Exons: 12
Coding region: 144-1124 (326 amino acids)
Molecular function (GO): catalytic activity
Source: RefSeq, a predicted model, not a curated record
GACGCUCUAGCCCUAAGCCAGAUAUUCGGUGGCCUGGCCGGGUAGGCUCUGGAGGCCGGGGUCAGGGGCCCAGAACCAGGGGCAUGCGUACCUGGUUAGCCCCCAACAUGGACUCCUGAAGUCCAAAUCUUAUCUGAGUCAGGAUGAGGGAGUGGUGGGUCCAGGUAGGGCUCCUGGCUAUGCCCCUGCUUGCUGCCUACUUACACAUCCCACCCCCCCAGCUCUCCCCUGCCCUGCACUCAUGGAAGACUUCUGGCAAGUUUUUCACCUACAAGGGACUACGCAUAUUCUACCAAGACUCUUUGGGUGUUGUUGGAAGUCCUGAGAUAGUUGUGCUUUUACAUGGCUUUCCAACUUCCAGCUAUGAUUGGUAUAAGAUUUGGGAAGGUCUGACCCUGAGGUUUCAUCGAGUGAUUGCUCUUGAUUUCUUAGGCUUUGGAUUCAGUGACAAACCAAGGCCACAUCACUAUUCCAUAUUUGAGCAAGCCAGCAUUGUGGAGGCGCUUUUGCGGCACCUGGGACUCCAAAACCGCAGGAUCAAUCUAUUGUCUCAUGAUUAUGGCGAUAUUGUUGCUCAGGAACUGCUGUAUAGGUACAAGCAGAAUCGGUCUGGUCGGCUUACCAUAAAGAGUCUCUGUCUGUCGAAUGGAGGUAUCUUUCCCGAGACUCACCGUCCUCUCCUUCUCCAAAAGCUACUCAAAGAUGGAGGCGUGCUCUCACCCAUCCUCACGAGGUUGAUGAACUUCUUUGUUUUCACUCGAGGUCUCACCCCAGUCUUUGGACCAUAUACUCGACCCUCUGAGAGUGAGCUGUGGGACAUGUGGGCAGGCAUCCGCAACAAUGAUGGGAACUUGGUCAUAGACAGCCUCUUACAGUACAUCAAUCAGAGGAAGAAGUUUAGAAGACGCUGGGUUGGAGCUCUUGCCUCUGUAACUAUUCCCAUUCAUUUUAUCUAUGGGCCAAUGGAUCCUAUAAAUCCCUAUCCAGAGUUUUUGGAGCUGUACAGGAAAACGCUGCCGAGGUCCACAGUGUCGAUUCUGGAUGACCACAUUAGCCACUACCCACAGCUAGAGGAUCCCAUGGGCUUCUUGAAUGCAUAUAUGGGCUUCAUCAACUCCUUCUGAGCUGGAAAGAGUAGCUUCCCUGUGUUACCUCCCCCACUUCUGUAUCUGUUGUAUUUUCCACUUAGGAAGAAAUGCCCAAAAGAGGUCCUGGUAAUCAAAUACGGUUCUCUCAAAAGUCCAUUUUACUCACAGUGGUGAACAGAAUCCAGAAAAAAGGUAGCAAAAGCUCUGAGGGUGACAUAUAGUCCACCUCCUAUUCCUUUGACAUCCGAUCAAGUGUAUGGACUUACCUUUGUAUUCUAGGAAAUUCUGGUGAGCACUGCUUCUCACUGACUCAGAAAGACAGGCAUUAGACAUUCUUUUGCAUAAAAGACUUUUUAACACUUCUGUGAACUUUUAUGAAGUAUUUUAAAAUGAUAAUUUCUGGCCUAAUCCCAACUGGAAUCCUGUAGUAAAAGAAUGAGGAGAGGGGUCCUGCUUACUUCUCCUUGGAUGGCUUAAAGGGCAUAUGGGUUUUAAAGUUCUCUAAGUAAUAUAGCGUGAGAGUGAGAAUUAAUCUCCCUUGUCAUAACUUUGGAUUUAAUUUUAUCAGCUGCUUCUAAUUUUAGAUAUUUUGUUAAAAUAGAUAUUGUUUAAUACAGUAUUUUGAGUAUGCUUUUAGGGUAUGAGUUGCCUACACAUUAUAUAUACUUAUAAGGAUACUUAACCAGCAGACCCUUACUCUGCCAGAAUAGUGAACCUUAUUACCAUGUAUAAUUUCUUAAUAAAUUGAGCUAAAUCCAGACUAUUUAUAGACCUUCCUAAAAUGGCAGGACAUGAAGGACCAAUUGGAUCCAUUCUAUUCCAGAGAUUUACUGUUAUUACCUGGAAAGACCCAUUCUAACAGCACAUAACAGUCUGACUUCUCAUACCUCAGUGCUUUAGAAGCAUGUCCCUCCUGAGCCUAAGUGGAGUGGGGGAAGGGGACUAUUGUGUAGUCUAGGUUCCUAUGCUGAAUAUGCACUGACUCUUCUUGUGAUGAUUGCUUAGCUUCCAUUGGCUGUCCCAGCGAGGCUUUCUCAUUGUAGCUCAGCAAUUCCUGUCCUUAAUAGACAGGAAAGUUCCCAGACACUUUUAAGAACAAACUGUGAAAGGCCUAUAAGCAAAUGGUGCUGAAUACUUUUUUAAAGCCACAGUUUCACUGUCUUAGUCAAAGCAGGAUUAGUAAAUGAUCAAACAUUUUUUUAGAAAAUCAGCAACUUCAAGUAUAACAACUUUUAAACUGGAAUAAGUGUUUAUUUUCUAUUAAUAAAAAUGAACUGUGACAAAAGUGGAUUCUGGCUCCCUCCCCAUCCUCUGGGAUAAAAUUUUCCAACAUUAUCUGGAGCUUUCACACAUUAAAUAAAAGAAUGAUGAAGUUAAGCAGCUGAAGUAUAGGAUAGUAUUUGAUUUUCAAGAUUACCCAAAGCUACACUGUCAUACCAAAGCUGACCAAAUGAGAAAAAGAAGGAAAAGCCAAACCAAACCAUGAACACCAAAAUCCAUGCACAAGGAGAGACAUUUGCUUGAUCUGCUGGCUUAGGGCCAAAUAUUUAAUUUGCUUCUCCAAAGUCAUUAAUCUUUAGGAGUGUGAUUCUGGGGAAUUCAUGCCACUAGCCUAAAAGCUCAUUGACAGUGAAGUGUGUCAUCUUGCUCAGUAUGAACUUAU